Molecule: messenger RNA, 507 nt
Organism: Acanthosepion pharaonis
Lineage: Eukaryota; Metazoa; Mollusca; Cephalopoda; Sepiida; Sepiidae
Source: the annotation of a GenBank genome assembly
AUGGAAUUUCUCUUGUCUUUCUCUCUCUCUCUCUCUCUCGCCUCUUUCCCAAGAAUCUAUCUUCUUCUCUAUCUCUCUCGGAUCUUUUUUCACUUCUUUCUCAAGGAUCUAUCUAUCUUCUCUCUCUCUCUCUCUCUCUCUCUCUCUCUCUCUCUCUCUCUCUCUGAUACUUUUCACCUCUUUCUCAAGAAUCUAUCUUCUCCUCUCUCUCUCUCUCUCUCUCUCUCGGAUCCUUUUUCACUUCUUUCUCAAGGAUCUAUCUUCUUCUCUCUUUCUUUCUUUCAAGAAUUUUCCUCCUCACCCUUCUUAUUCUUCUUCUCUCUCUUUCACUCAUUCAAGAAUUCAUUUUUUUUUCUCCUGUCUUACUACUCUUUCUCUCAUCAUUUUUUUCAUCUCUUCACCUUCUUUCUCACGGAUCUAUCUCCUCACUCACUCUCUCUUUCUGCUAUCUCUUUCUCUCUCAUCGUUUUGCUAUUUCACCUUCUUUCUCGCGGAUCUGUCGAGUGA